AUCGAUGUUUGCCGGUGGCGGACGGUGGGGUCUGGGCGCGAGCGGGAACGAGGCCGCAGUGACGUGUUGAGUUGGGGAGUGGAGGCCGCUGCGAGCGAGUGGCUGUUCAGAGAAAGAUUCCCUGAUGAAAUCGGAUCAUUCUUUAACUGAGCAGCAUUGUGCACUUGGCAAAAGGAAAGGCGUGUCAUCUCUCCCUGAAUUCUCAGCCCAGAAACAGUAUGUCAGAAGGGGACAGCAGUGGAGAUGCCAUUCAUGGAAAACCAUCAGCGAUUAGCAGAUUUUUUACACAGAUUGGACAGGUCUACCAGUCCUUUUUAGACAAGUCCACACCGUAUGGCAUUAUGCGAUGGAUUGUAACAUUUGUCUUUGGCGCAGUCUACAUGAUUCGAGUUUAUAUCCUGCAGGGAUGGUACAUUGUGACGUAUGCCUUGGGGAUUUACCACCUGAACCUCUUCAUUGCUUUCCUGUCCCCAAAGGUCGACCCUUCACUAAUGGAAGAUUCAGAUGAUGGACCUGCUUUACCAACGAAGCAAAACGAGGAGUUUAGACCCUUUAUAAGAAGGCUGCCAGAGUUCAAGUUCUGGCACUCUGCUACAAAAGGAAUAAUAGUAGCUAUGGUUUGCACGUUCUUUGAUGCCUUCAAUGUGCCCGUUUUCUGGCCAAUCUUGGUCAUGUACUUCAUUAUGCUCUUCUGCAUUACCAUGAAGAGGCAGAUUAAGCAUAUGAUCAAGUACAGAUAUUUACCGUUCACACAUGGGAAAAGGACAUACAAGGGGAAGGAGGAUUCUACGAAAGCGUUUGCCAGUUAGAGAAAGUGCUGCUUGGCACUCCUGGAUUAUCUUCUCCCCUUCCCCUUUACAUGUAAACAUUGGACAAUGAUCACAACAGUGACAUGACUUUAUUAUUAUCAUGUUUGCUCCAGGCCUUUCUGAAGGGUACAUUUUAGAAGGUGAUUUAGUUCUGAGAUUUUUUUUGGUGCAGAGACAUUGUCUUUAUAUGAUAUAUAUGCAGACAUUUUUCCUGACCAUUUUGAUUUAAUUUAUAGGUGACUUCAUUUAAAUUUCCCUUUAAUUGCAUUCCCCAUGCCAGUUGCUUCAACUGUACUUCCUCCUUUUUGUCUUUGGAAAAGAAUUAAAAUAUCAAACCGGUUCCAUACUUGGGUAAUUAGAUUAUUUGCUGAGUCCCCAAGUUAUUAAGGCUUUUGGCAAGAAACUGUUGCAGUAUUAAGAAACGACAAUGUCAAGUAGUUGGUAUUAGUUGGGAAAGGGAUGGCUUUUUACUGCAUUUUCAGGAUCUAAUAAAAUUUUGGAAGCUCAGCUUUUACAUUGAGGCCUCUUUGUGGGGGUUGGGGGAGCAAUUGAAGUUGUGAUGGGAGGGUUUUGGAGAAUGUAAGGAAAGAGGGUUGCAAGAAAAACUCAGGCUUGCAGCUUUUGAAACUAAAAUGUUCACUUUCAACAGCUGCAAAACCACACAGCUUGAAGAUGGGGAUGAGGCAUCCCUCUCCUCCCAUGUUUAAAUCCCAGAAUCACUUUAAGGACAUUGGCAUCUAUUUCCUGAGUACUAGCAUUGUGCUCUGAAUUCAUCAGGCUAGACACUAAUAACGGGAGAGAUAUCAAAUUUUGAUCAUAAAAUUUUUUAGUAUGAAAAUGAGAUGCUGAGCUUUGAACUUUGUUGUAACAAGGUACCAAGAAUUACAAGUAAGCACUUGAGAAUUU
This is a messenger RNA of Carcharodon carcharias (great white shark), 1715 nucleotides long. It is a transcript of the gene rer1, whose product is annotated as retention in endoplasmic reticulum sorting receptor 1. The coding region runs from base 219 to 809 and encodes 196 amino acids. Gene Ontology annotation, cellular component: Golgi membrane. Gene Ontology annotation, biological process: protein retention in ER lumen; retrograde vesicle-mediated transport, Golgi to endoplasmic reticulum. NCBI's taxonomy places the organism in Eukaryota, Metazoa, Chordata, Chondrichthyes, Lamniformes, Lamnidae. The record is from RefSeq and is a predicted model, not a curated record. The transcript is spliced from 8 exons.